UUGUUAAAAAAAAGGAAAAAAGAAAGAAGAAACACACACAGAUACAAAGGGAAAGAAUGUAGUGAGAAAAUAGAGAGAGAAUAGGAUUUGCUUUUACGUCUCCUUCUCUAUCUCUGUCUGAGUUAGCCCUCUCUCUUCUUCCUUUCUCUUCCUUCUUUGCUUCGGAGAAGCAAAGAAGAGAAGAGACGAGAGGAGACAACCGAAAACAGAAACCCACCUACCCCAGGAAGAAAUACGUUUUAUUUGAAAUUUUUUGGAAGCUUUGUACCGGAAAAUUAUUUUUAGAGCUUUGGUUGGACUGGAAUUGGGUUUGGUUGCUUUUGAUUGAUUGUGGGUUUUCGGUGUUGGUCAAGAUGAUGGUGGCAAGCAGUUUUGAUCUUUGGAAAAAAGAUGUCUUCUUUCCUGCAGCUGAGGAGGUGCAAGAAUCAGCUGAUAUAAUGGAAUCCACGUACAGGGCAUGGGUUCGACAGAAGAGAGAAAGGUUAGCACCAGACAAUUUGGAUGAACUUUGUAGGGAGCUGCAAACCGCUUUAGGUACUGCCAAAUGGCAGUUGGAAGAGUUCGAGAAAGCAGUCAGGUUGAGCUAUGGACAACGCGGUGAUGAUCAUACAACAGCUAGACAUAAACAAUUUAUUGCUGCCAUUGAAAACCAAAUUUCUCAUGUUGAAACAGCAUUAAGGGAAUCAUUUAGUGUGGAAGGAAAGCAACCCCUUCGAUGGGUACACCUGGAUGAAGAAGAAUGUGAUGAUUUUGCUGCAUUUCUGUCUGGGACACCACAAAGUUUGCUAUGUGCCAAAAAUGAAUAUGUAGAACUUGGACCUUCUGUGAAAAGCUCCGAGGAAAAUGACUUUAGAAGAAAAGACGUGGACCUUAAAUCUAAUGCUGCCUGCAGCAGAGACAUUUCUGAUGAAAUAAAGGGGGUUAAAGAUGUUAUUACUAUAUCUAAGGAUCUAAAUUUUGUCAUGGAAGUAAAGGGGAAAGAAAUCGCAGAAAUGAGGGAUGAUAUAAUUUAUGAUGCAGAUAGAACAACUAAUACAAGGAAGGCAUGCAGUUCACCAAAUUAUGGUGAUUUGAGGAUCAUAAUAGCUGAUGAAGUUGAACACAGAAAAAAACUAAUUCCGGGGUGCGAGGACACACCUAAAGAAAAAGGAUCCAAACUUGUCUUCUGGAAGCAAAGGUGUGCGCAAUUGCAUCAGGCAACAGCAGCAGUUAAUUUGUUCAACCAGCUGUUUGGUCGGGUUGGUGCAUCUCAGAAGCAAUUACAAAGUCCACAGAAACAAUGGCAAACACCACUACGCUUACAUAAUCGUUGUUCUGUUCAAGCUACUCUUGGUUUAAUGCUCACUGUUUUCCUGCUUGUACCAUUUGUAUUUUAUUCAAGCUGAGAUAAAGUGGUAAAUACACAGCAUCUGAUCCGGAUGAAAACUAAAGGUAUUGAAGCUGUUACUAAGGUGACAAGAGUCUGAAAAGGGAAUGCUUGCGACUAACAUCUCCUUGGUUGUUGUCAAGGCUAUGGAAUGGGGCGGCGGUCCUUUUAGAUUUCCUGAUUCCAUUAAAUUGUAAAUGCAUUCAGGUAGCUUCUAAAACAUAAGAAGAACAUUUGUAAGUGUAGACAUUCCACAAUCUCACUGAGCUUGAAACUUCGAUUAUGACAUUAUGGUAUGAUGCCAAUGGUGGACAUGGACUCGAAAAUCCAUGCCGAAGAUGUUCUGCCCACCUUACUUGUAAAGUCCUCAUGUAGUGCAAGGAAUGAGCACAAAAAAUAAUACAAAUGCAAUGUUGUGUGAUUCACGCGAUUCA
Messenger RNA from Prunus persica (peach), 1800 nucleotides. RefSeq lists its product as uncharacterized. Lineage: Eukaryota; Viridiplantae; Streptophyta; Magnoliopsida; Rosales; Rosaceae. Gene Ontology annotation, biological process: Golgi vesicle transport. The record is from RefSeq and is a predicted model, not a curated record. Gene Ontology annotation, cellular component: membrane. Bases 354 to 1385 code for a protein of 343 amino acids. The transcript has 6 exons.